CAUAUUCUAGUCAGCUCGAGUACCACAACAAGUUAUCCGGAAAAAAUUCUAGUAUAUGUACAUUUUCGUUUUGGAUAGAGUAAGAAAAUACGUGCGAAACAUGUUUAUUAAGGAUGUCACCAAUGAAUUGCGGGCGAAGAAGCAGCCGUUGGCCGCUGGCCAAAAGGUUGCGCCAUAUGUGGCUGCCGUAAAGCGUGGACCCUAUACACUAACAAAUCCCGUAUAUAGUAAUCCGGACGUUGAGGACAAUAGCUCCAAGAUGCACAGUCAUACAUUUAACAUCAAUGUGACGGCUUUGAAGAACAACCACAAAUACCAUCAGCGGGCAAUUCCGGCGCCCGUAGCCAAGUCGCAUUUACCCAGAAUCAAGUCUCGUUCCCAUUUGGGAAUGAAUGAGCAGAGAGAUCUGUAUCGUCAGCAUCGGGAUCGCCUGGCCAAUAUCAAGGGCAAGGUGAACACUUGCUUGCCGCCGCCAAAGAUGAAGAUUAGCGAGGGCAAUGGCAUGGAGCUAUCCUACAUGGAGAUGCUCACUGCUCUAUAUCGCAAAAGCAACAAUACGCUGCGCACAUUCACCAAGUCGCCAGAUCGCCUGGCCGCCGGCCGCUGGCGUAACACCAGCUUGGCCCGGGAAAAGGAACGUAACCAGCAGGAGAAAAACAAAGUCUUUCAUCAGGGCGGCAAACUGUUUGAUCCGCACUUGGGCAAAACGCGACGCAGCAAACCCAAGGUGUCCAAGGUAUUUAGCUAUGAGGUGCCGAUGCAUGUGCUCCAUCGGUACGAGGAUUUGAUGAACAUCUGUGACGUGGGCGUACUCUGCAAGCUACUGCGUCCUCAGAUUUAUAUGGAUUUGGAGGUGAUUGGCACCCGCAUUAUGGGCCGCCUAACCAUUCAGCUCUUCACGGAGGCCUGUCCCCAGGUGGUGCUAGAAUUCAUGCGCGUCUGCACCCACCAAAACACUCGCAGCAUUAGCUUUACUCGCACCUUUGCGCCCAUUUGGCUCGAGGGCUUCAUUGCCCUGGAUCCCGAGCGUAGCAUUGACAUGAGCAACAUCGAGCAUGACUUUGAGGUGCUCAACCAUGGCGUCGAUGCGGGCAUUCUCUCUUUUCCCAGUCGUUAUGUGCGCGGCAAUGCGCGCACCGCCCUCAACUUUACCCUCAGCUUCAAGCCGCUGUCCAUUUUGAAUGGUAAGCGCAUUGCCUUUGGCAAGGUCCGCAAGGGUCUGCAGCUGCUCGAACGCAUUCAGGAUGCCACCGCGCACUUGGCCAAAAAGCAUGAGCUGGUUGUCCUCAAAGACUGUGGCGUGCUUUGAACAUGAGCCCAAUUGAAUAUGCGUAUGUGCAAAUUUCCGAUAGGGGCAGCCUUCAGCUACUCAGGCCCGUCCCUAUGCAUGUGUUAUUGAAAUGACUUUUUUGCUACCUAGAUGUAAUCUUUUUAGAAAUUCAAGAUAAGCUCAAUAUAAAAUUGAAUGUUAA
This is a messenger RNA of Drosophila novamexicana, 1472 nucleotides long. RefSeq lists its product as uncharacterized. Gene Ontology annotation, molecular function: peptidyl-prolyl cis-trans isomerase activity. Lineage: Eukaryota; Metazoa; Arthropoda; Insecta; Diptera; Drosophilidae. The record is from RefSeq and is a predicted model, not a curated record. The transcript has a single exon. The coding region runs from base 56 to 1309 and encodes 417 amino acids. Gene Ontology annotation, biological process: protein peptidyl-prolyl isomerization.